AUGAUGAACUCCGAAAGGAUUUUAUGCGUUGGUCUUGCUGCUCUUGAUAUUGUUAGCAUUUGUGAAAGCUACCCCGAAGAGGACAAGGAUGUUACAGCCAUUUCUCAGCAUCAACAGACUGGAGGGAAUGCUUGCAACACUGCUAAAGUAUUGCGUGACCUCGGAGUGCAGUGUGAAUUUCUAGGUUCCAUGUCGAGUGAAUUUCAGUCGGAUUUCAUUCGUAAGGAAAUGAGUGAUCGUGGGAUACUUUAUGAAAACUGUGCGUACCACUCAGACUGUGGGACUCCGACUUCUUGUGUGGUGCUGAGUCUUAAAACAGGCAGUAGAACAAUAGUACACGCACGAAAUAACCUCCCGGAACUUGACAUUAAAGACUUUGAAAAGUUGGACCUUAAAAACUAUAAAUGGGUUCAUUUUGAAGGCAGAAGAAAUGAGCUUAAGAUUCUAAAAAUGAUCGACAUUGUAGAUGAAUUCAAUAUAACUCAGCCUGAUGAUAAGAAAAUCAAAGUUUCUGUGGAGUUGGAAAGACCAAGAGAAACUCUUUGGCCGUUACUAAGCAGGGGAGACGUCGUGUUUAUUAGCAAAGACUUCGCACGCUUUCGUGGCUUUUCAUCGCCCGUAGAAACUAUCAAAUCCCUUAACCGUUAUGCCAAGCCAACUGCAGUGAUGCUUUGUGCUUGGGGUGAGGAGGGUGCGGAUGGUAUCAGCCCUGAGGGUGAUGUAAUACAUAGUGAUGCCUACCACCCUGAGAAAGUGAUUGACACACUUGGAGCUGGAGACACUUUCAAUGCUGGUGUUAUUUACAGUCUUUAUAAGGGUUCAACUCUACAAGAUACAGUGAAUUUUGCUUGUUUAUUAGCUGGCAUCAAAUGCGGCAUGUAUGGAUACAGUGGUUUAACCAAGGCUCUACAUGAUCUUCAGUAUUGCAGCAGUGAGAGGUAA
Porites evermanni is the source of this 942-nucleotide messenger RNA. The record is from the annotation of a GenBank genome assembly. NCBI's taxonomy places the organism in Eukaryota, Metazoa, Cnidaria, Anthozoa, Scleractinia, Poritidae.